Messenger RNA from Penicillium odoratum, 1284 nucleotides. RefSeq lists its product as uncharacterized. Gene Ontology annotation, molecular function: transmembrane transporter activity. NCBI's taxonomy places the organism in Eukaryota, Fungi, Ascomycota, Eurotiomycetes, Eurotiales, Aspergillaceae. The transcript is spliced from 4 exons. Bases 1 to 1284 code for a protein of 427 amino acids. Gene Ontology annotation, biological process: transmembrane transport. Gene Ontology annotation, cellular component: fungal-type vacuole membrane. The record is from RefSeq and is a predicted model, not a curated record.
AUGGAGACUUUCGAAACCUCCUCCCAAGAAGCCCUCUCGGAGCAUCACGAAGCUAACUUGCCACCGGUUGAUAGAGGUAAAAGAGCAUGGCUUUUCCUCGCAGCAUGCUUUGUCAUUGAAGCUUUAAUUUGGGGUUUCACCUUUUCUUUUGGAAUUUUCCAGGAUUACUACUCCACUCAUGAACCGUUCAAGAGCUCUGGUGACAUUGCCAUUGUCGGGACUUGUGCAAUGGGUAUCUCCUAUAUGUUGCUCCCUGUGGCAUUCAUCCUGUUGCAAGUGAUGCCCCGUCUCAAGUUGUGGGCUGCCCCAGUUGGGUUUAUCAUUAUGUGCCUUGCGCUUUCCUUGAGCUCUUUUGCAACAAACACUACCCAUCUCAUUGUGUCUCAGGGUGUUGCAUAUGGCAUUGGUGCUAGUCUCGCAUAUGCACCGACAAUCAUAUUCAUGGACGAAUGGUUCGUGCGCCGAAAGGGACUCGCAUUCGGAAUUAUGUGGGCUGGUACCGGUCUUUCGGGUGUCAUUCUCCCCAUUGUCCUGCAGUGGAUGCUAGAUACAUUCGGUCACAAAACGGCACUGCGCGCCUGGUCCAUCAUUCUCCUACUUAUUGGUGGUCCGCUUCUCACAUUUCUUCGACCACGACUUCCAAUCUCUCGUGCGUCGCACACCAAGCCACUGGACUUCCGCUUCCUGUUGGACUCGACAUUCCUAAUUUACGAAUCUGGAAAUAUCAUGGAGGCAAUGGGCUAUUUCCUUCCCACUAUUUAUCUUCCCACUUACGCCAAGAGUCUGGGAGCCAGCGGUAUCGAAUCUACUUUGACCGUCAUGGUCUUCAACCUUGCAUCCGUCUUUGGGUGCGUCAUUAUGGGCUCGUUGGUUGAUCGGUACCACGCUACAACGUGCAUUUUGGCUUCGACUGUUGGCAGUACUAUUGCCGUAUUUUUGAUAUGGGGCUUGGCUGAUAGCCUGGCGCCACUGUACAUUUUCUGCAUCUUUUACGGGCUGUUUGCUGGCUCGUUCACUUCUACCUGGCCAGCGGUCGUGAAUGAGGUGAAGAAGAAGAGCAUCUACACUGACCCUAGUCUUAUCCUUGGACUUCUCUCGACUGGAAGGGGUAUUGGUAAUAUUGUCAGUGGACCGUUGAGUGGGGCUUUGCUUGAUCAGCGUUCUUGGGAGGGCGUUGCUGGGAAGGCAUACGGUACUGGUUAUGGGCCUUUGAUUGUCUUUACGGGUGUUUCUGCUUUUCUGGGUGGUCUGGGCGUUAUGGCUAGAUGCACAAUACGCUCCUAG